Messenger RNA from Rhipicephalus microplus (southern cattle tick), 1887 nucleotides. Its product is annotated as phospholipid-transporting ATPase ABCA3-like. The record is from RefSeq and is a predicted model, not a curated record. Gene Ontology annotation, cellular component: membrane; intracellular membrane-bounded organelle. Gene Ontology annotation, molecular function: ABC-type transporter activity; ATP hydrolysis activity; lipid carrier activity. Gene Ontology annotation, biological process: transmembrane transport; lipid transport. NCBI's taxonomy places the organism in Eukaryota, Metazoa, Arthropoda, Arachnida, Ixodida, Ixodidae.
AUGGGCACUCUGACUCAGCUGGUUACGGUCGUGUGGAAGGAGCUGUGCGUGCGUGCCAUGCUUCGCCAAGGCUGGUUGUCACUGUCCGAGUGCCUGCUCGGGCCUCUGUUCUGUCUCAUACUCCUGCUAACUACGGGUCCCCCAUUCGCUGAGCGGCUCCGCGAUGUGCCACUCAGCAGCGUCCAAGUGGUUGACUGGCCGUGCACCGUGGCCGACAAGCAGCUGAUCUUCCGACGGGUCGCGUACGCGCCGCACGCACCUUACUCAAUGCGCCUCAUGGAGGCCACCUUUCGCGAGUACAGCCCGGCUGAAGGACUCGUGGGUUUUGAAGAUCCCCAGUCAGUGACCGAGUUCACUCGCACCAGGGCCAACGAUGCGGACGCAUUCGACCUAGUCAUCGUUUUUGACAACCUGCGCAAAACGGAUGACAAGCCUCCGGAGUAUCUGCGUUACACACUGCGUUACAACACAAGCCGGCUUUACCUGCUGGACGACCAUGAUGACCGGCGAGGCUACUACCCACUGCGUCGCGACUACGUGUUACCAUUGCUGUGCCUUUUAGGUGACAGCCACCUGCGUCUCACAGCGCGUGCAUUGGGCCGGUCCGAGCCGCGAUACCUAUGGCGAACUCGCUCCUUCAACACCGGCAGGAAGCCUAUGGUCAUGAUGCACCGGGACUUCAGUGCUCUGGCCUUCGAGCUGGGUGUCGCGUGGCUGCUACUCAACUACGCAGCCGACACAGUUCGCGACAAGCGGCUACGUAUGCGCGAAUUCCGGCGCAUCAUGGGCCAGACUGGUUGCGUCUACUGGGUCGAGGUGCUGCUGCGUGGCCUCGGACCAAUGCUGGCCUCCUGUUGCGGGCUUCUCUUUGUGGUGACCAGCAUGCCGGACCGGUUCGGCUUUUCCUAUCUGCAGUACACGGACCCCACCGUCUUGCUCGCACUGCUCUACACGUACGCGCUGCAGAUGCUCACCUUCGUGACGCUCGUCACCACGUUCUUCACCUCAGAGACGCUGGUCGUGCUGGCUACAUGCUUCGCGGUGCUCGUAUCCUUCCUUCCGUACCUUCUUUUCGUCGAGAUGACCUUCGCUGUCCGACUCCUCUGCUGCGUGCUGCCCAACACGGCGCUACAGCUGGCCAUGGACAUCAUUCUCACCUUCGAACGGGACAUUGCGGGCAUGCAGUGGGACCAGGUGAACGUGAUGUCAGAGCCGGAAGUGCCCAGCCUAGCUUCGGUGCUGCUGGUCAUGCUGUUGUCUGUGACGUUUAACAUUGCCCUGGCUCUGCUAAUGGAUGACCUGCUGCCGCUCUCAACCAACAUCGAUGGACCACGACUCUUUCGAGGAUUCUUGGCAUCAAAGCGACGAACACCGUGGUUGGUUGCUGAUCCUGAGCACGAUAUGUUCGAACCCAGCGAGCACCGACUGGCCGAGCCUCCGGGAAUUUACGUGGAUAACGUGAGCAAGAUAUUCGGUCGCCGGGUCAUUCUGAGCAACGUUCGACUGCGUGUCUACGAAGGUGAAGCUGUAGCUCUGCUAGGCCCCAAUGGAUGCGGAAAGACGACCCUCGCCAACAUAAUUGCUGGAUUCGAGGCACCAUCUGCGGGGGACGUGUUCUUGUCUACGCACAGUGUGCGCCAGGCGCCUCAAGCGGCCCGCCGUCGCCUCGGUUUCCUGCCACAGUCUUGCAUGCUCUUUCCGUACAUGACCAUCAACGAGAACCUGCACUACUUUUCCAAGCUCUGCAAUUCCUCUUGCGAUGCAAAUAUUGUGGGUGACCAACAGCAGAUGACUGCCUUCAACGACGCCUUCCAAGUCGGAUUCCUGCAGGCGUUACGAGAUUACCUCCUGCUGUACGGAUUUCGAGUCCUUCCCAAGCUGUCCUAA